GCAAUCGCUGCCAAUCGCUUUGCAAUCGAUUACUUUUGACAAAUUAUUACCACAUGCAUUCACCUUAUAAGUUUCUUCUGUUGCAGCCUUCCAUUUGCCUGCUGCUAGUCAUCUGCCUCGCCGCGUGCAGCCAAGCGAUACGCGUGGAUUGGGGCACCAAUACGGGUCCAAUACUGCCACCGCCUCCACGUACCACGCCCGCACCGCCUAGCCGGCCAUACCGCGAACCGGCGCCUGUUUGGGAAGACCUGAGUGACGAUCUGCCCAACCCGCAGCCUUAUGUCUAUGUGCUGCCGCCUCCAUCUCGGCCGCGUACCUGGGUCAUACCCGCUGGCCCCUAUGCACCGCCGAACUACAACAAUCAGCCGCCCAAGUACAACUAUGGCCAGUUAGUGGAUACCUAUAGCAAUGGAGGAGCGGGACCAGCAACUGGCACUGUCACUGUGCCGGCGCUGGCCGCUCAGUAUGUGCCUGGAGUGGGCAUCAAGUAUACUGCGAUUGCGCCCAACAACAACAAGCUGCAGGGCAAAUACAAUGCGAAGACCAAGAAAUACAAGGCCUACGAGAAGGCCAAAUAUGCGCCAUGGAACUAUUUGCAGCUGCUGCCCGUGGAGGAGAAGGCGCUGGACUGGCAGGAGGCGGAGGAGGCGCCAGUGAAGGAGGCGCACUCCGAAAUGCCUCUAGACACACUUAGCUCCUCCACGACUGCAGCGCCCAACAGCAAUAGCAGCAGCCCAGCAACAGCAACAACAACAGCAACUUCAGCAACGCAAACAUCAACAACGCAACAACCAACAACAACAACAACAACAACGACGACGACGGCCACUAUGUUUGCCAAUUACAAGCUGGCACAUGAGAAGAGCGCCUACCUGAAGAAGCACAACAAGUUGAAGAAGCUGCUCGAAAAGUUGCAGGCACCCAGCAACCAGACGCAAGCGAACGCGACCUCAAGUUGAGCGAUGCAUAAAAAAAAUUUAAAAAAAAAUCGAAA
This is a messenger RNA of Drosophila hydei, 994 nucleotides long. RefSeq lists its product as uncharacterized. Bases 54 to 959 code for a protein of 301 amino acids. The record is from RefSeq and is a predicted model, not a curated record. The transcript is spliced from 3 exons. NCBI's taxonomy places the organism in Eukaryota, Metazoa, Arthropoda, Insecta, Diptera, Drosophilidae.